Molecule: messenger RNA, 1380 nt
Organism: Podospora anserina S mat+
Lineage: Eukaryota; Fungi; Ascomycota; Sordariomycetes; Sordariales; Podosporaceae
Exons: 2
Coding region: 1-1380 (459 amino acids)
Source: RefSeq, a predicted model, not a curated record
AUGGCGGCGCAGCACAUUCCCGGGGCCUUCCCCUCCUCGAUCCCACCCACUCCAGCCGACGAACCUGUGCAGCAGCCCCGGCAGUACCCGGAAGAGCAAGACCAAGGUCACCACCACCGUGAGCUCAACAAGCUCCCCAAGGCGACCGAUUCCCGCGGCCACGCUCAUACCGAUUCCGGUGUCAACUUUACCGAGUCCGAGGCCAUCCAACCAGCCAAGGGCAACAAUGACCGCUGGGUUGGACCAUCAGAAGCAGUUGGUGGGGGCACCUACGUCCGAGACGAUGUUGGACCCUACCAGACCUCCCAGCCAGCAGAUGAUGGAUCGUUACAACCAAGACAGUUGGCCAAAGAGAACAGUGAUGAAGAGUUCCCGAUCCGAAGGAACAAUGCCAAUGAGAAGCCACUUGGUGCUGCUGCCGUAGGCGCUGGGGCUGAAGCAGCCACCCGUGACCACAACACGAUUGACAGCACCGACAUAACCCCGCGUCGAAGCCACGAGCAACGCUCCGACCCACCAUACUGGGGCGACCUCCCAAAGGCUUCCAGCGGAGGUAUCUAUAACACGGUGACAGGUCAUGGCAGCGCGCAGGACGACCAUAACCAGCACCAUCAUCACCCUCAAAGGGGUACUGGAGUAUAUAACUCAGUAUCCGGCCACGGCAGCCAGGAUGCAGAGAGCAGGCGCCACAACCAGGCUGCCACAACCGGCGACAGGAAUGCCACGGCUGGCGGCCUCGGCGGUGCUGUGCUUGCUGCCCCCCUUUCGGAGAUUCCUGAAGGGCAGCAGAAGCAGACAUUCUCUGAAACUGACAGGUCCAAUGUCCCACCUCCUUCGCUCCCCCACAGCGUCUCGCGGGACAAUGCUUUGGUUGCAGCGCCUGGCUCAGGCCCGACCGACCGUGAGAUCAACGUGAGCCGACAGUCCCCCACCCAACGAGCAUUCCCGCUUUCGUCAUCUCCCAAGAACGCGCGCGACGAUGAAGCUACGUCGACAUCGAACAGCCGCAACGCUGCUCUUGCAGGCACCGCUGCCCUCGGUGCCGGUGCCGCGGCUUACGGCAUGGCGGACAAGAAUAGGAACGACAAGGAUGCUCAGAAUUCCCACACCGAGACUCAGGCUAGGCACUCGAGGAGCACUAGUGAGGAUCAGGGCACUCGUGCUGCCGGCGGGCUCCUUUCGCGUAAGCCGCGGGAUGAUAGACGCAACUCGUCUGUCGACAAGCACAGGAGCCGGAGCCGAUCCGUCCAAGGCGAGAAGAAGCACAAGGUUCUUGGCAUCUUCAGCCGGCACAAGGACGAGGAGAGGCUUCAGGAAGAUACCUCGACCCACGAGCAUCCCGCGCAGAGGCUGAGCGCAACCAGAGCCUGUUCUGGUUGA